Chara braunii is the source of this 1294-nucleotide messenger RNA. Lineage: Eukaryota; Viridiplantae; Streptophyta; Charophyceae; Charales; Characeae. The record is from the annotation of a GenBank genome assembly.
UUGGAGGCCGUUUUCCAACUUUUCCUGUGCUUCUAGUCACCAUGGAUGACUACCCCAUGUUUUCGAUUUUGGCCUUGUCUGUACUUUGGGCCCCGUUGUUCCGGUUCCUCUUUCCUAUUGGCUUCCAACGCACCUCUAUCUGCUACACCACCAUGAGGUCUGGGAAGUCAACACAGGUGCAUUCAGCCAAAGAGCAGGCAAAAAUAGACCGCCUGCUAGCAAAGAAAAGAAAAGAGGAAGAAGAGAAGGUAAAGAAAAAGGAGGAGGGACUGAAGAGGAAGUUACAAGAAGAAAGGCAGCAAAUGGAGAAGGAGGUUCAGGAGAAGGAGAGCGCCAUGAAAGAGAAAGAAAGGAUGAUGAUGGAGGAGUUGAAGGCCAUAGAAGAAGAGGAAGAAGUGGAGGAAGAAGGAGAGAAGCUGGAAAGAAGAAGUGGUCAACAACGACAAGAACAAGCUGAAAGCAGCCAAAUGGGUGGCAUUCAAAUGUGCCAACUGGAAGCUAGGGACUGGCUAGGACAGUUCGGGUUUCGGGAGGAGCUGCCAGCAGAGAGCGAACUCGAGAAGGAAGUUUUCCUCAAAUUGUUGUCGGAAGAACAUGAUGAGGUGGAAAAACGAUUGUUGGUAGAGGAGAGAAGGGCAGACUUGCAUAACCGCAUGCUGUUGGAGAAGAGAAAAAUGUUUGAUGAGAAGAAGAAGAUGAAAGAGGAGGGGGAAAGAUUACGGAAGUUGCUGCAAGAGCAAAAAGGGAAACAGGUUGCAGUAGAAGAAAGACUCACCCUCCUCAUUGACACCCUCCUCGAUACCAAUGAUCAACCCGUUGUACUCCAUCAAACCGUUAACAAAGUAGAGGCACAACAAAGGGAAUUUGUAGAUAUUUGGAACAAUUUCCUGAAUAAUGCCUCGUCACAGAUAGACUCGCAAGUCCGCUGUUACGUGGAGUUGUUAGAUGAAGCCCUCUGUCAGAAACUUAAAGACCCCGCCGUGUUAAAGCAAUUGAAGAUUGGUGGUGGGAUAGGAGAUAGAGGUGAUGAUGGUGAUAAUGGGGACAGGAAACGAAAGGGAGUCAAGAAAGAGAAGGAUGGAGAAACGAAGGAAGCCAGGCAGAAGAUGAAAGUGAAACUGCCAUGGACUUACAACGGGAAUAAGGAAAAAAAUAGUUUCCAUUGAGGAGCCGCUAUGGGAACGUAUCUGUUCGCACAGAAGAUUCCGUACUGGGACUGGGUAUUGAUGGCAAGUUCGUGUAUGGCAGGGGACGCAAUGAGUUUCGCCAUCUUUAAUGAAAGAGGCUGGAUGCA